Messenger RNA from Galeopterus variegatus (Sunda flying lemur), 1901 nucleotides. It is a transcript of the gene PLOD2, whose product is annotated as procollagen-lysine, 2-oxoglutarate 5-dioxygenase 2. Bases 90 to 1901 code for a protein of 603 amino acids. Lineage: Eukaryota; Metazoa; Chordata; Mammalia; Dermoptera; Cynocephalidae. Gene Ontology annotation, cellular component: endoplasmic reticulum. Gene Ontology annotation, molecular function: procollagen-lysine 5-dioxygenase activity. Gene Ontology annotation, biological process: peptidyl-lysine hydroxylation. The record is from RefSeq and is a predicted model, not a curated record. The transcript has 17 exons.
CGCGCAGCCGGGAGUCCCGAGCUCUCGCGAGAAGUGCGUUGCUGCGGGCGGCUGGGUGCAGGAGCCUCGCGGCCCUCGAGGGGCGCAAGAUGGGAUGGCGAGCGGGGAGGCUGCUGCUGCCGCUGCUACUAGCGCUCGUCCCCCGCCCCUGGCGUCCCUGCCUGGCUGCGGACUCGGAAAAGCCCUCUGGCAUCCCCACAGAUAAAUUAUUAGUUGUAACUGUAGCAACAAAAGAAAGUGAUGGAUUCCAUCGAUUUAUGCAGUCAGCCAGAUAUUUCAAUUAUACUGUGAAGGUCCUUGGUCAAGGAGAAGAGUGGAGAGGUGGUGAUGGAAUUAAUAGUAUUGGAGGGGGCCAAAAAGUGAGAUUAAUGAAAGAAGCUAUGCAACAUCAUGCCAGUCAAGAUGAUAUGGUUGUUUUGUUUACUGAAUGCUUUGACGUCAUAUUUGCUGGGGGUCCAGAAGAAGUUCUAAAAAAGUUCCAAAAGACAAACCACAAAGUGGUCUUUGCAGCAGAUGGAAUUCUGUGGCCAGAUAAAAAACUAGCAGACAAGUAUCCCAUUGUGCACAUUGGGAAACGCUACCUGAACUCAGGAGGAUUUAUCGGCUAUGCUCCAUAUAUCAACCGUAUAGUUCAACAGUGGAAUCUCCAGGAUAAUGAUGAUGAUCAGCUCUUUUACACUAAAAUUUACAUUGAUCCCCUGAAAAGGCAAGCUAUUAACAUCACAUUGGAUCACAAAUGCAAAAUUUUCCAGACCUUAAAUGGAGCUGUAGAUGAAGUUGUUCUAAAAUUUGAAAAUGGGAAAGCCAGAGCUAAAAACACAUUUUAUGAAACAUUACCAGUGACGAUUAAUGGAAAUGGACCCACCAAGAUUCUCCUGAAUUAUUUUGGAAACUAUGUACCUAAUUCAUGGACACAGGAUAAUGGCUGCACUCUUUGUGAAUUUGAUACAAUUGACUUGUCUGCAGUACAUGUCCAUCCAAAUGUAACAAUAGGUGUUUUUAUUGAGCAACCAACACCUUUCCUACCUCGAUUUCUGGACAUAUUGUUGACCUUGGAUUACCCAAAAGAAGCACUUAAACUCUUUAUUCAUAACAAAGAAGUCUAUCAUGAAAAGGACAUCAAGGUAUUUUUUGAUAAAGCUAAACAUGAAAUCAGUACUGUAAAAAUAGUAGGACCAGAAGAAAAUCUAAGUCAAGCCGAAGCCAGAAACAUGGGAAUGGAUUUUUGCCGUCAGGAUGAAAAGUGUGAUUAUUACUUUAGUGUGGAUGCAGAUGUUGUUUUGACAAAUCCAAGGACUUUAAAAAUUUUGAUUGAACAAAACAGAGGACUAUGGAAUGUCCCAUACAUGGCUAACGUGUACUUAAUCAAAGGAAAAACACUCCGAUCAGAGAUGAAUGAAAGGAACUAUUUUGUUCGAGAUAAAUUGGAUCCUGAUAUGGCUCUUUGCCGAAAUGCUAGGGAAAUGACUUUACAAAGGGAAAAAGACUCCCCUACUCCGGAAACAUUCCAAAUGCUCAGCCCCCCAAAGGGUGUGUUUAUGUACAUUUCUAAUAGACAUGAAUUUGGAAGGCUUUUAUCAACUGCUAAUUACAAUACUUCCCAUUAUAACAAUGACCUCUGGCAGAUUUUUGAAAAUCCUGUGGACUGGAAGGAAAAGUACAUAAACCGAGAUUAUUCAAAGAUUUUCACUGAAAAUAUAGUUGAGCAGCCUUGUCCAGAUGUCUUUUGGUUCCCCAUAUUUUCUGAAAAAGCCUGUGACGAAUUGGUAGAAGAAAUGGAACAUUAUGGCCAGUGGUCUGGGGGAAGACAUCAUGACAUUCCCUCUAAAGUCCAGGUGCCACGCUGUGAACAGCCCAUGCCAUAUGGAAAUGCCACAGGCAAACACUCUGCCAGCAGCUGA